UAGAACAGCGGAACGGAACACAUUCCAAGACGGACGAUAGAGACCCGAGAUAGCUGCUCUACUUUCAUGACUUUGUAAACUUUACUUGUAGAAGUAAUUUAAUAAUAAUGGAACCUGUUUCAAAAUUGAUAAAGGAAUCUCUACCUAACUAUUUAUCAAACCUACCUAUUCCGAAUUCAAUUGGAGGAUGGUUCAGACUUAGCUUCAAAGACUGGGCCUCUCUGGUUCCAUUCUUUGCAGCAGUUGGUGGAAUAUCAUACGCUACCUAUAGACUUUAUCGGCCAAAAUCUCCCGUAAAUCCAGAAUUCAAGAAGACUGAGGCCAAGGUCGUAGACUGUGUGAACAUUGAAGAUCUCGGAGAAAAGGCUGUAUUCUGUCGUUGUUGGAGGAGCAAAAAGUUCCCUUACUGUGACGGCAGUCAUGGGAAAUAUAAUAAAGAUCACGGUGACAACGUGGGACCCUUAGUUGUCAGCAAACCCGCAUCUUAGGAUUAACAGUUCAACUCAGAAUGUAGAUCAAUAAGAUAGGACAUUGAAAUUGGCUUAAUUUUCAAAGUAGAAACAUUAAUUAUGGAGGUAAUAAAGUAAAAGAGCGAUAAUGAUAUAAUCAGUAAUAGAAAACAUUAUAUAAAUAAAAAGUGCAAUCAAUAUCUUAAAUAUAAUGUGAUAUUCUUGUGAACAAAACAAUAAAAAUCUAGAAUCAUGGUGAAAAUACUGUUGAAAACUAAAUAAUUAUGAUGAACAAUAUUCGUACAUUAGUGUAUUUUUAAUCGAUUAUUUUAAGUUUAAUUUAAAUGAUAAUUAGAAACGGAACAUAAAAAUAAAUAUCUAAGGUGAUUAAUUUUGCCACUUUGUUUUUAUUACCGAUACUGUUUUAAUGUAGUAGUAAUUUUUCAUCACUCAUAUUUUAAUGUUUUUCUCUUUCUUGCCAAGUUGUUAAUUCACUCAACAAUAUUCACUGUGAUCGGAUUGUUAUGUAAAUUACUAAUAUGAUAUUAAUGCUUUGUGGUACUGUGCUAUCUUGAAUUUAGUUCUGUAAGCAAGAAGGUGGCUGGCUCAUAUUAUGUAUUUGGUUAUAAACUUAUUGUUUACAAUAAAGAAAUAAAACAAAA
Messenger RNA from Homalodisca vitripennis (glassy-winged sharpshooter), 1111 nucleotides. RefSeq names its product CDGSH iron-sulfur domain-containing protein 2 homolog (gene Cisd2). The transcript is spliced from 3 exons. Gene Ontology annotation, biological process: regulation of autophagy. The record is from RefSeq and is a predicted model, not a curated record. Gene Ontology annotation, molecular function: 2 iron, 2 sulfur cluster binding. The coding region runs from base 108 to 488 and encodes 126 amino acids. Lineage: Eukaryota; Metazoa; Arthropoda; Insecta; Hemiptera; Cicadellidae. Gene Ontology annotation, cellular component: intracellular membrane-bounded organelle; mitochondrial outer membrane.